AUGAAGCAACGAUACACAUUUCUUGACAUCCGUGCAACAGUGAAUGAGUUAAAGUCGAGACUGAUUGGAAAGUACAUACAGAACUUCUAUAGCACUUCUCAAAGGAUCAUCUACAUAAAGUUCAGCAACAAAGACAUUCUUCUGGCUGAGCCGGGAGUAAGGAUGCAUCUUACAGAGGGACAUGACAUGGAUAUUUCGCAUUUUUGUAAGAUCCUGCGCAAGCGAGCACGUAGAGAAAAGGUUGUUGAUAUCUACCAGUGUGGAUUUGACAGGAUAGUGAUUUUUGAGCUUAGCAAGCAGAAGAUUGUGUUUGAAUUUUUUUCAGGAGGGAAUGUGCUAAUUGUUGAGGACAACAAAAUAGUGGAGGUAUUUAGGAUGGUGAAGGACCUGGAUGUUGUCAAGGGAUCUGAGUAUGUGUUCAAUAAUGUAGAGUUUGAUUUUGGAAUUGAAAUGUUUGUUGCAAAUGAACUGAGUGAUUUUCUGCCUGUUGAGGAGCCUCUAGUGAAAGAAGUGCUUGAAGGACUGAGUAGUAAGCUGGGCACAGAUGUGAUGGGAAUGAGAAAAUCGAUGAAAAACGGGGUAAUGAUCAAGAAAGAAAGCAUAGAUGCAUUUGAAGAAUAUAUGAAUGAGUUUAAGAAAAAGAUUGAGGAGAUUGGUGGAUACGGAGGAGUGGUGAUGGUGAAAGGGAAGCCACAGAAUCUGGUUCCAUUUAGAAUAGAAGGGGCAAAAGAGUUUGCAACAUUCAAUGAUGCAGCAGAGUUUUUUUUCAUGGACAGGAAGAAGUUUGGAAAGGGAGACAAGGUGUCUAAGGUAGACAAAGUGCGAGCAAGGCAAGAAGCAUAUAUGGAGGAGAUGAAAAAAGAAUCUGAUGAAUAUGUUGCCAAAGCGUAUGCUCUUGAGUCGAACGAAGACCUUGUGAAAAGGAUCCUGGAUAUUUUCCGAAUAGUGAGGGAGUCUAAGAUGAAGUGGGACGACUUUGAUAGGUUCCGAGAGAAGGAGAACAAGAAGCAGAAUGAAGUGUCUAAAGCAAUAAUAAAAUGUGAUUUUAAGUCACACAUAUGUUUAAUAUGCGUGGAUGGCAUGGAAGUUGAGAUUGAUUUCAAUGCGUCUUUGUUCAGCAAUAUCAACGAGCUAUUUAAGAAGGCAAAGAAGUUGAACGAGAAGAUUGAGAAGACAAGGAACAAUCUUGAGGAUGUGCUGAAGAGGAUAGCGCCAAAAGCAGAGACGAAAAGGAUAGCAAGACAAACAUAUUGGUUUGAGAAGUUCCACUUUUUCUUUUCAUCUGACGGGACUGUUGUGAUAGGAGGCAAGAAUUCUCAACAGAAUGAGAUUCUUGUGAAGAAGUAUCUUUGUGAUGAAGAUUUGUACUUCCACAGUGGUGCGCAUGGAUGUUCAAGUGUUAUUGUAAAGAAGGAGAGUGAGAAUACAAUCAAGGAAGCGGCAGCAAUGACAUUGUGCAUGUCUAGUUGCUGGGCGAAUGGAGUGGUAUCGCAGAUAUGGUAUGUGUAUGGAAAUCAGGUUAGCAAGACGCCUCCAUCUGGAGAAUACUUACCAAAGGGGUCAUUUGCAAUAAAAGGAAAGAAGAACUAUGUUGAGUGGCACAGACUGGAGUAUGGAGUGGGGAUAGCUUUCCGUGUUUUUGAGGAUAUUGAUGAGCAGGUAAGUGAAAUGAAGGUUGGCGAAGGAGAAGGAGAAGAGAAGUAUAGGUUUGUGAAUGAUCCUGGAGAGAUGGAGAUCAUGCAUGCAAUUCCAGUCUGUGGGCCCUGGUGUGUGAUUUCUAAGUACAAGUAUAAGCUAAAGCUUGUACGUGGAAGAGAUAAGAAAGGCAAGCUUGUGCAAGAGAUAAUGAAAAGGUUUGGAAAGGAUGCUGGAGAAAGCAGAGAAGAGGCUUUUGUAAAGGCGAUAUCCACGGAAGAGUAUAUGAAUGUCCUUCCUGUAAGCAUCAGGAUAGGAAAAUGA
Ordospora colligata OC4 is the source of this 1959-nucleotide messenger RNA. RefSeq lists its product as uncharacterized. Gene Ontology annotation, biological process: rescue of stalled cytosolic ribosome. The transcript has a single exon. Lineage: Eukaryota; Fungi; Microsporidia; Ordosporidae. Gene Ontology annotation, molecular function: ribosomal large subunit binding; tRNA binding. The coding region runs from base 1 to 1959 and encodes 652 amino acids. The record is from RefSeq and is a predicted model, not a curated record. Gene Ontology annotation, cellular component: RQC complex.